AAAACAAAUGCGUCAGUAAGUCGCGCAGCUUGUUUCUAGGAAGGUGAACGUCGCACUCUCGCCUGAUACUCGAUAACAUAUUGUGACCAUGUUGGUGGCGAGGCUGUCGUGCCUGAGGAGUCUUCCUCUCGUCGGGCUGCGUCCUGUGCUGACCCAUGGCUCUCCAGCCCUGAGAGCACCGACCCUGAAGGCCUGUCCACCCCUGCUCAGGCCCCAGCAGGGUUAUUCAUCUAAGGCCAGAUUUGGUUUCCGCCGUGGGAAAAUGACCAGGGACCAGCUCAAAGAGGCAGCUUUUGAGCCUGCAAUGGAUACCGCUCUUCGAUUUGACGGCAUGGGAAGAAUUAUUCUGGCUGGAGGUGCAGCAGUUGGCCUUGGAGCUCUGUGCUACUACGGACUCGGCAUGUCCAAUGAAAUCGGUGCCAUUGAGAAAUCAGUGAUCUGGCCUCAGUAUGUGAAGGACAGGAUCCACUCCACCUACAUGUACUUUGCAGGCAGUAUUGGACUGACGGCUUUGUCAGCUGUAGCAGUGAGCAGAACCCCGGCACUUAUGGGUCUGAUGAUGAGAGGGUCCUGGCUGGCUAUUGGAGCAACAUUUGCGGCUAUGAUUGGUGCCGGCAUGCUGGUUCGGUCCAUUUCGUAUGAGCACAGCCCAAUGCCCAAACACCUCGCUUGGAUGGUCCAUGCAGGUGUGAUGGGAGCCGUCAUCGCUCCCCUCACUCUCCUCGGAGGACCUUUGAUGAUUCGGGCCGCCUGGUACACAGCAGGAAUUGUGGGAGGUCUGUCCACUGUGGCCAUGUGUGCCCCGAGUGAGAAGUUCCUCAAUAUGGGCGGGCCAUUGGCCGUCGGCUUCGGAGUGAUCUUCGCCUCCUCUAUUGGAUCAAUGUUCCUGCCGCCCACGUCGGUGUUCGGAGCGGGCCUGUACUCAGUGGCCAUCUAUGGAGGCCUGGUCCUGUUCAGCAUGUUCCUCCUCUAUGACACACAGAAGAUCAUCAAGAGGGCAGAGACGCAUCCACCCUACGGCGUACAGAAAUAUGACCCCAUUAACUCGUGUAUGGGGAUUUACAUGGACACAAUGAACAUCUUCAUGAGACUGGUGAUGAUUCUGUCUGGUGGUGGCGGCGGCAAAAGGAAGUAAACAGCAGCAUUUUGACUUUAGCCUCAAUACUACCCUCCACAGAGCUGAACAAAAUCAUAUGUUAUUACGAGCAGCAUACGCCAGGUGCUAAUUCUUAGUGACGAGGCUUAUCCGACUGGUAAAAAUUCAUGAUUGCUUUGCAAGAGUGUGAAGAAGAGUAUUGCACUUUCUGGUGCAAACGAGGAGAAAUCGUGUAUAUUAAUAACACACUGGGGGCUCUUAUGUUGAGUGUGGAAUAUCUGGUUUAUCAUGGGGUUAGAAAUGGGUCAAAUCUGUCAGCAUCAUUCUACCUGCCUCAUAUAUCAUUUGUAUUCCUGUUUUGUAUUUAUUUCAACUUGAUGGUUUCUGUUUCUUAUGUGAAUAAAAGUUAAAGAAUAUGUGGAACACGCAGCAGACAUGCUACACACGUCAGCCCAGAGACUCAGAACUGACUGCUCUUGCUCUAGUAGACACUCAUGUUGCCCUUUUUUAAAAGUGUUAAAUCAGUUGGCACUAGUUUGUAAAUUUCUGAGAAAAUAUACAGUCAUUUGAAAAAUGUUAUCACUCAAUAAAAAAUAAAGGCUU
Molecule: messenger RNA, 1699 nt
Organism: Pseudoliparis swirei
Lineage: Eukaryota; Metazoa; Chordata; Actinopteri; Perciformes; Liparidae
Gene: ghitm
Product: growth hormone inducible transmembrane protein
Exons: 9
Coding region: 89-1135 (348 amino acids)
Cellular component (GO): mitochondrial inner membrane
Source: RefSeq, a predicted model, not a curated record